Solanum dulcamara is the source of this 1280-nucleotide messenger RNA. RefSeq lists its product as uncharacterized. The coding region runs from base 300 to 833 and encodes 177 amino acids. Lineage: Eukaryota; Viridiplantae; Streptophyta; Magnoliopsida; Solanales; Solanaceae. The transcript is spliced from 7 exons. The record is from RefSeq and is a predicted model, not a curated record.
UUUGGCCGAAUCCCCACUUUUGAUUCAUCGCGGGAAAUCUUUGCCCCUUUUCUAUAAGGCGCUUCUCUUGGCUUUUUUUGAGCCCCGCCCGCGCAGCUUAGCAAAAGAUACCAUUGUCCCGCUAAAAUGUCCCUCAAUGACCACGUUGUCCCGCUAAACAAUCAGGCCAUUAUCCUUAACUUUAGGCGCAUGUUAGUUUUAUUUGGGUCCUUAUAGCCAUUAAUGGCAAUUCCAAUUGUCCAGUAGAGAGAGAGAGAGAGAGAGAGAGAGACCCAGUAAAGAGGGUGGUUUUGGAUUCAAUGGUGUACCAAGCUAGAACAAGGAAAAGGGUCUUUGGUAUCCAAAUACAUCGUGGUCCCGAUGGCAGUGCUUUUCAAAAAUGUGAAACAUGUGGCAUCUCAGUGGCUAUUGCUUUGGCUGAUAUGCAUGAAUGUGAACCCAGAAAGGAUGUAAAGAGAUUGAAAUGCCAACCCAGGAGCAUAAGCAUUGUUAAGGAGCAGAGGCUCAUUCAUCAACCCAGAUCGGCUUUUCGAAUUUUCAUGGAGGAUUUUGUGAAGAAAAAUAUCGAUGGAAAUGAGUUUGAAGUAGAUAACAAAGGUUUCGAAACGUGGAAAAACAUGACACUUGAGGAGAGGUUCUUGUACUCUAUGAAAGCUGAAACAAUUAAUCUUGCACACUUGAAACUGUUGCGCAGAGAGGAGAAUGAUAUGCCAUGGAGGGUGGAUGACGAGGCAGAUUCAGCUGAUGUUGGCAAGUGCGACGAGAAUUAUGAAGACUAUGAUUAUUAUGAUUCUGAAUCUUCUGGGGAUUUGAUUGAUUUUGGCCUGAGGUAGACAAGAGCUUUGACACCAGUUAGAGGGAGGGUUUGUUCCCAUGGAUGGCUGGUAUAAAAUUUUGAGGAUUGAACAUCAUUUUGAGAGGGUUCCAUGCUUUGGACUAAUGGAACCUUUAUGUCACAAUGGCUGGAAUCUGUUUUUGUGCAGAAGCUUUGCCGAUUCCUACCUUAUUGAAGGCAAGUCAGGUUGGUUGGCUACUGCGAGUAGCAUUUGUUACUAGAGGAGUUAGGAUAUUGAACAUCAAUAUACAUGUUCUUAGACAAUCACCACUAGAUGAUCUUCAGUGUUAUAUAUCUUGAGAUCAACCAGGAGCCUUGUAUAGGAUGUUUUUUUUUGUUAAGGUUCUUGUUUGAUUUGUAGGCUUCCUACUUGUGGAAUAGGGCCUUUGUGUACAGUCUAUCAUGAAAUGAAAAAGGGUAAUAUUUGCCCCGCUAUUCAUGAGAA